Messenger RNA from Salvia miltiorrhiza (redroot sage), 939 nucleotides. Its product is annotated as protein LURP-one-related 8. Bases 113 to 733 code for a protein of 206 amino acids. The transcript has 2 exons. NCBI's taxonomy places the organism in Eukaryota, Viridiplantae, Streptophyta, Magnoliopsida, Lamiales, Lamiaceae. The record is from RefSeq and is a predicted model, not a curated record.
GGGGUGGGCCCCGCUCCCUUCAUGGACUAUAUAUACAACACGCCCCAAUUCAACCGAUCCAUCUCCAAAUUUCACCUUUGUUGAUUCAAUUGAGAUCACAACGCAGAGAGAAAUGACGAAGAUAUAUCCAAACGCCGCCUCCUCCUCCUCCUCGCCGUCUCCGCUGUCGAGCUCCGACGACUGCAAAAUCGGCGGCGACGAUCCGGUGGUGCUCACCGUGUGGAAGAAAUCUCUCCUCCUCAACUGCGAGGGUUUCACGGUGUUCGACCCCCGCGGCAACCUCGUCUACCGCGUCGACAAUUACAUGGCCGCCGCCAAGGGCCACAUCUUCCUCAUGGACGCCUCCGGCGCUACUCUCCUCACCAUCCGCCGCAAGAAACUGAGCCUGGGUGAUACGUGGCUGAUCUUCGACGGCGAGACGGCGGAGAAUCCGAGGUACACGGUGAGGAAGAACGUGAGCCUCCUCAACAGCCGGUGCCUGGCUCACGUCUUCCAGAAGAAGAGCGUGCCGAUCUACCUGAUCGAGGGGUCGUACGCGCGGCGCUGCUGCUCCGUCUACGACGAGAAGCGGCGGCGGGUGGCGGAGAUCAAGCAGAAGGAGGCCUCCGUCACCGGAGUGGCUUUCGGCAAGGACGUUUUCCGGCUGGAGGUGCAGCCGGGGUUCGACGCCGCGGUGGCGAUGGGCAUGGUGAUCCUCCUGGAUCAGAUGUACGGCUCCGGAAGAUUCAUUUGAGAGCAACGAUUGAUUGAUUAAUGUAUGAGUAUGAAUGUCAUUUUUUUGGAGGCGAUUCCUCUCGCGUGGUUUGGUUUUUUGGGUUUUUGAGAAAAGGCCAAGCUGAAUCAGUUGUGUAGUUUGUGUGAGGGAAUCAGCCGCCGUUACUCUCAUUCAUUUCUCAUCGCCAUCUUCUUCUGUAUAUAUAUAUACCACCACAAAUUUCU